Messenger RNA from Neospora caninum, 1716 nucleotides. RefSeq lists its product as hypothetical. The transcript has 8 exons. The record is from RefSeq and is a predicted model, not a curated record. NCBI's taxonomy places the organism in Eukaryota, Apicomplexa, Conoidasida, Eucoccidiorida, Sarcocystidae. Bases 1 to 1716 code for a protein of 571 amino acids.
AUGAACGGUGGGUUCCACUUGCUUUUCCGCCAUGGUGUUUUGAGGACUCAGUUCGAAGGUUUCCGUUGGGCGGCGCUGAACGUCGUUAUUUCUCUUAUUACCGGCAUGUCGCAGCUUGAGCGUCUUCUUAACCGGUAUCCCUGCUUUCCGCGGGGACUCAAACCUGCUCUACCCGAUAAAACUUCCCGCAGCGAUCCGAACCCCGACGGCCCGGCGUGCCAGCUAGCGGCUGCUCGGCAGGCGGUGGCCGUCGAAGAACUCCUCAGGACGCGGUCCUCGUCCACGGGGAUCGCGGCCAGUCUCUACAGCUCUGCCGUGCCAGUCGAGGACUUGUGUCAACUCAUCUGCGCCGAGUGCACGGUGCGGUCGCUCGCUCACCGCGGUCGCCUCGUGGACAUUCUGCGACGGAUUCGUCGGAAGCAAGAAGCGACAAAUUCCGUCAAGUCGCGCGCCCGCCAGCAUUUCGAACCGAAUUGCGCCAAGAAUCACAGACGACUGGAACGCAUGUGGCGUCUGUUUUUCGACAAACCGCUGCCGCCAUCCUUCCACUGCUGCUCGUCCCUUGUGGGGAAACGCCCCAGCAGAACGCCCCAACUCUUAGGGACAACUUCUUCUCUCCUGACUUCCCCGAACUCAAACAGUCUGUCUUCCUCUUCCUCCAUUUGCCUCUCUCCGGAUAGCGAGAACUCGACCUCAGCCGCCCUCUGUUCGGAUUCCAGUUCUGCAGCCGGAGCCGCCUCCUUCGCGCAGGAAGCAGAGAACUCGAUGUCUCUCGCUGGCUCAACAGGCCCAGCAAGAGACGCGCGGCCGAGGCAGGUCGCAAACCUGCCUCGCGCAAGGCACCCAGCAGAACAGGAUGAAGAGCGCCUUCUCACUGGGUCGCGUGAGGCCGGCCCUUUCGAGCUCCAGGAAUCCUCUUGGGGCGAGCUUGGCUUCCAGCACCCCUUGCAUGAUUUCCGGGGCGCAGGCUGCUUGGGGGCAGACUGCCUGCUUUUUCUUGGACAGCGGUUCCCUGCCGUCGCCCAGCGUCUUCUCCAAGAAAGCCGCGAUGAGCAGUUUUGGAUGCCUUUCGCCGCAACAAGCAUCAACGUCGUCGGAUGGCUUCUCGAAAUGAUGGAUCGCCGUCUUCUCGACGUAUUCCUCUUUGCCUGCGAUGAGUCAAGCUUCUCCGAGGACAGUUCAUUUGAAAAGAUGCCCUCCGACUUCCACAACUUCUCCAAGCAAUCUGACGCAAUCGUGUCGAGCGAAGAUAAUGCGCAGGACGCGGAACAAUCAGACAACGACGACUGCUCUGCCGUGCCCGCGGUGUUUCUACUUCUCUAUGCUGCAGUCUUCGCCAAGUUUUGCCAGUUUUGGAGAAGCAGGCAACCCGAAAAUAUUCUGCAGUUCGGCAAGGUGUCUAUGGACUUCCGAGAGCGACUGGAGAAAGCCUUCAAGGAGUUUGCAUCAGGCCGGGAAGGCGGAAACAUGGGAGCGUGGGAGUACAUUUUGGAGUCAGGUGCUCCUCAGAAGGGAGACGAAGUUUAUCGCACUUCCACUGAGGUGCUUGACGAUAUCACAGCCUGUAUAGAAGACCGUCUACACGUAACGGAGAACGGCAAACAGCCCGUCCAAUCAUCCCCGCCUAGACAGGAAGGGACCGUGCCAGCGGGGACCAUCCGGAAAACCGAAAAAUUUCGGUUGCUUCGUCUUGUGAAUGCACACAUGGACACGUAG